Harpegnathos saltator (Jerdon's jumping ant) is the source of this 1424-nucleotide messenger RNA. RefSeq names its product ribosomal L1 domain-containing protein CG13096. Lineage: Eukaryota; Metazoa; Arthropoda; Insecta; Hymenoptera; Formicidae. The coding region runs from base 112 to 1350 and encodes 412 amino acids. The transcript has 3 exons. The record is from RefSeq and is a predicted model, not a curated record.
GUUAAAAUUUUUCUACGUAUGAUGGCCUUUACUGCCUAUUUCAACCGUAACCUAUAGCUAGUGGAUGGGCACACAAUAGUUGUUAACCAAUUUUCAAAUAAUUUUGUUGAAAUGGCUAUUUCGCAGAAAAAACUAUCGCAAAAUAAAGCUAAAAGGAAGCAACAAAAGGAAGAACAAAAUUUAACUGAAAAACAUGAAGAAGUCGUGGGAACAGUAUUGAGAACAAAGAAACGGAAAAUCAGUGAAGAGGUUAAGCAUGUGUCAGAAGCGAAAGAACAAGAAACGAAUGUUUCGAUAGAGAAGAUAACUAAGAAACAAAAUGCACAAAAAACGGGUGAUAAAGUAAUAACAGUUGCAAAAAAAAGUGCAAAAAAAAAGAAAACCAUGACAGAAGUAAAAUCCAUGGAAUUGAACGAAAAGAAUGACAAAGAAAAAGAUAUUGAAGCAGAAUUAUCAAAAAGUCAUAUAGAGCAGUGUAUUUCAGCAAUGUUUCAUCUAAUUGAGGAACAAGUGCAACUUAAAAAUAAUCUUACUGGAGAGGUUCAUCCAAUAUUCAUGCAAGUGACUUGCAUCAGGAUACCAAAAGUACCUCGCAGACAAAUGAGAAUAUUAUUGCCACAUUCUAUAGUAACAUCGAAUGAUGAAGUGGCCCUAUUUGUUUGCGACUUGGAAAGAGGAAGAAAAAAAGAUUACGAGCCAACAGUAGAACAUUAUAAGAACAUUCUCAUUGAGCAAGGAUGUACUUGCAUAAAUGAAAUAAUACCUAUGAAUCGUGUAAAAACAGAAUUCGAUCAAUUUGAGUUGAAGAAGAAACUAGCUGCCAGUUAUGAUUACUUUCUCGUUGACAGUCGUAUUGCAGGUCACUUGUCUCAUUUAUUGGGUAAAGAAUUCUUCAAAAAACGGAAAUUACCAACCUCUGUCAGAAUGAAUAACAAAGACUUGAAGCAUGAAAUUGAACAUGCUUUAAGAAAAACCAGCAUGCAGAUUCAUUCUAAUGGUGACUCUCAUAUAGUGCAAGUAGGAAACACAUUAAUGCAGGAAAAUGAAAUUUUGGAAAAUAUACUGGCUACUUGUAAAAAUUUGUCUAAGAAUUAUCCUGGUGGUUGGGCAAACAUACGUUCUCUUCGAUUGAAAGGAGCUACCACUAUAGGAUUGCCAUUUUACAUAACUCUGAGGAAUAAAAAUGCAGUAAAACUAACAGUUGUAAAACCUAAGAGACCAAAUGCUUACCGCGAUGUAAAGGGUGAGUUAUCUACUUUUGUAAGGGACACCAAUAUCACAGUCAAGCCAGAUGGUGAAGUUAUUGUUGAACGAACUAUGCAGAGAAGAACCUCAAGCAAAUUGAAGUGAUAUUUUUAUAGGAAUAUUUUACUAUUAUUUGUUUUGUACGUAAUUCGGACAAUUACAAAAAAUUACAAAAAUAA